Molecule: messenger RNA, 258 nt
Organism: Vanderwaltozyma polyspora DSM 70294
Lineage: Eukaryota; Fungi; Ascomycota; Saccharomycetes; Saccharomycetales; Saccharomycetaceae
Gene: EMI1
Product: Emi1p
Exons: 1
Coding region: 1-258 (85 amino acids)
Source: RefSeq, a predicted model, not a curated record
AUGUCUACAGAAUACCCUGAUACCAUGAGCUGUAAAGAAGCAUUUGAUCAAAUGACGAUAUGUCUAUCGUUAGGUGGUCAAUUCAGAAAUUAUUACAGAUAUGGUAAAUUUAAUCAAUGUGAAGUACAAUUAGAAAAGUUUAAAUUUUGUCUCUUCAAUGGUAAAGAUCCUGUAAAGGUUCAAGAAUGGUAUCGAAAACAAAUGGAAUACAAUAAGGAACACCGUGGUAGUUCAGAUGAUAUUUGGGAAGAACGUUGA